AUGAAGGUCCUUCUUAUUGGAGCAACCGGUAAUCUGGGCAUUCGCCUCGUCGCAGCGCUCCUCACACAUGGCCACAGCGUUGUUGCCUUCGUCCGGUCCUCGAACAAACUCGAGUCUCUUCUCCCAGCGUCUGUCUACCACCAAAUCACCGUUGUUCAGGGCGAUGCUACGGAUCCAGACUCAAUCAAGAGGGCCAUCUUGGAUGCCAGCUGUGAUGCUGUCGUCAAUACCGCCGGUUUAGCCGCCCUGCCUCCCUGGGGACACAGUGAACUACCUGCUAUAUUUCACGCUGUCGUGGACGCGGUACGAGAAGCGGGAGUGGACAGAAAGAAACCGUUGAGAGCUUGGUUCUUGGCUGGCUUGGGAGUAUUGUACUACCCAGGAUCAGAAUCGAUGCUCUCGAACUAUCUUCCCGUCUACCUCGAACACCGCCGGAACCUCCACCUUCUUAAAUCUCUCCCACCAAACACCAUCGACUGGUCUUUGCUUUGUCCAAGCGUCAUGACCCCCGAGUCGUCAGAAGUCACUGUACCGACGCAACUUUUGCAUGGGAAACUGAUCGCAAAUGCUGCGACUCCACCGUCAUGGAAAGAUUCGUGGAUCAAGCACAUCCCCUUGAUCGGGAAGACGCUUGUGUGCGCCACGAAUGCCCUUCGCUAUGAGACCACACUUGAACAGAACGCAGAUUUCAUUGCUAGCGACCUCGAAAGCGACGAGAGCCCGUGGAGUGGGACGACGGUCGGAGUCAUCGACGGCUCCAAGUGA
Messenger RNA from Capronia epimyces CBS 606.96, 765 nucleotides. RefSeq lists its product as uncharacterized. Bases 1 to 765 code for a protein of 254 amino acids. The transcript is spliced from 2 exons. Lineage: Eukaryota; Fungi; Ascomycota; Eurotiomycetes; Chaetothyriales; Herpotrichiellaceae. The record is from RefSeq and is a predicted model, not a curated record.